Messenger RNA from Ictidomys tridecemlineatus (thirteen-lined ground squirrel), 5908 nucleotides. Lineage: Eukaryota; Metazoa; Chordata; Mammalia; Rodentia; Sciuridae. The record is from RefSeq and is a predicted model, not a curated record.
AUUUUACGUACUGUGAUGAGCAUGAAAAGCAUCUAACUACUUGUUUCAUUCUUCUUUAGAUAUUGAGAAACUUUGCACUUUCAGCCAGAGGUUCCCUCUUCCAUCCAUGUACCGAGCGUUGGUAUGGAAGGUGCUCCUAGGGAUCCUGCCUCCACACCAUGAGUCUCAUGCCCAGGUGAUGAUGUACCGCAAGGAGCAGUACUCUGAUGUCCUUCACGCUCUGAAAGUCGUUCGCUUCGUCAAUGACGCUACGCCACACGUUGAAGUCUAUCUCCGCAUGUAUCAGCUGGAGUGUGGGAAGUUGCCUCGAAGCCCAUCUUUCCCACUGGAGCCAGAGGAUGAAGUAUUUCUUGCCAUUGCUAAAGCCAUGGAAGAGAUGGUGGAAGACAGUGUCGACUGUUACUGGAUCAUCCGAUGCUUCGUGAACCAGCUAAACAACAAGUACCGGGAUUCUUUACCCCAGCUGGUGAGGGGUUGUUUUGUUUGGGGCUUUUGAGGGGUGAGCAGUGGUCCUGGGGUCAUCAGUGAAUACUCUUACCCCCUGCCGCUGCUACAGUUAGGAGGGAAGCCUCUGUUGCAGGACUCAGCAAGGUUUUCUGUAAGAGAAGGAUGGUAAAUAUUUCCAGCUUGGUGGGCCAGAUGGUCUCUGUUGUAACCAGGCAGCUCUGCUGUUGGAGCACAAAAGCAAACAGCGCACUGGAAAAUGGUUGGGGUUGGCAGUGCCCUGCUACAGGCCAGAGUGUGCCAACCCCUGCUCCGUGGUGUUCCUUACCCUGUUCCAGAAUCCACUGAAUAUAUUGAGAAUGAUCUCUCUGUAUUAGUUAAGGUGUAUAUUUGCAUGCAUAUAAUGGAAGCCCAAGAAGCUUGUUUUCUUUCAUGUAAUCAGAAGUUCAGAGGUGAGGCAGACCAGAGCUGGGACUGUCCUGCCAUGGGGAAGAUAGGACUUCUGCUCCUGUUUUUUUGCUCCAGAAUUCUUUCUCUACUGUUCACAAGGUAGCUGUUGGACUGAUAGUUAUGGCAUCCACAUUCUGGGCUGGAAAGAAGGGAAGGAAAAAGAAAUGAAGGAGCAACUGGGCGUGGUGGUGAAUGCCUGUAAUCCCAGCUGCUUGGGAGGCCAAGGCAGAAGGAUUGCAAGUUCAAGGCUAGACUAGACAACUGAGCAAGACUGUAUGUCAAUGAAAAGGGCUGGGGAUGCAGUUCAGUGGUAGAGCACUCCUGGGUUCAAGCCUAGAAUGGAAGAGAGAAAAAAAGGCGAAGGAGGAAGAGGGACAUGUCUGUCCAGCCUGCCACCCUUAAGCAGGUUUCCUUCUGCAUGUGUGCAGGGACUCUUCUGGUAAGGUAAGAAAGUCUCCAGUCAGGAGGUGUUUCAUACACUUCACUUGCUGGACACCAGAGCUCCGCAGCCUGUGCACUGAGUGUGGGGGGUCACCUUCAGGAUCAUGGGCUUCUUGGGCUAGGGCUGUCAGACCACAUGGCGAUGUCCUGGGAAGUGGUCCAGAGUCAAAGUUUGAAGGACAGUUUCCACUGGAUGCAUAUCAUUUCACACUGUUGUAAAGUGAAAAAAUCUUAAGCUAAGCCAUCUUAAAUUGGGGACAGUCUGCUGCUGGCCUCCACCUGCUGUGGAUUCUGGGAAACAUGGAUUUUAAAAGCUUGGCACAUGUUCAUCUCCUAUUAAAAUGGGGUGCAGUUAGUGAAGGAGGGGUGUGUGGAUGUGGGCCAGGCACCAGCUCUCUGCGCCGUGCCCUGGCUUGGGGAUCCUGACAGCCAAAGGGCACUAGCUUGAGGGGUAAGCCAGUUUCCCUUGAUCAUUCUCUUUUUUCCCCACUUAGUCAGCUCGUGUAUAGGAAUGAAUCUGUCUGUUUUCCUUGGUUAUUGAGUUGUUCAUUUGAAGGUUGUACAGGAUAUGGUUACUGUGCUCUGGGAGGAGGGGGAAUGUGGAGUGGUGGUGGAGGCAGGUGAGCCCUGGGGAUCACUCUGGAGUCCAAAUACUGACCAAGAGGGAGGGUCGUGGGCCCUUCAGGUUCAUGGAGCUUUUAUGAAAACAGUUAUUAUGUAUUUCAGUUAAGUAAAAUUUGAUUUUUAGGUUUCUAAAAUUUGAUCCACCUAAUUGAUUUCAAUAAAAAUAACUGAAUCAUGGAUGGGGAGUGUAAGUAAAUGUAAUGCUAGUUGCCUAAUUAAAUCAGGAGAUCUCAAUUAUAUAUGGUUUAAUUAGCUUUUCUUGUUUAAUAUUGGAGUCAGUGGCAUUAUUUUUUAGGAACGUAAGUAGUAUAUGAACAUAUUCUUAAAAGAAGUUAAAUAAUCCAGAUGAAUCUCUGAUUUCCUAAAUCUUUACCAUCUGCCCCCACCCCCUUACCUUCUCUAAGCAGUAAACCUUGCUGUCACCUGGUGAGUAUUCUUCUAGACUGUCGCGCACACACAUGUGUAAAGUGAUGUUAAAAAGCACUUAAGUAGCAUCAUUCAUGUACAUGUGGCCCUGUAGUUCUUGUGUUUAUUUUUAUUUUUAAUGUAAUGCUUAGAGAAGUUUCCGUGUUGGUACAUAUAGUUUUCAGACCUGGCUUCUUUCAGUACAAUUUCUGCCACCUUUUGUCCUCCACCCAGGUCAGUUAUAUCAGUCUCUAAGGGUGAGGUGCUGGGAUGCUAAUUUUUUAGAAGCUGGAGGCAGUUCUGUAGUGGGAGCCAUUCAUAUGGAACCACUUUCCCUUCUAAUUCACUCAUAGUAUUUCCUGUUGUGAGUUUGACAUAAUGAGGAGGCAGAGCCGUGCUGACAGGAGACCCCUCUGUAAGUUCUCUGUGUGUGUGUCUCCUCUAGGUGGGGGCCUCUAAGCCAGUGUGCAGGUGAAGGGGAGACAUCUUUAAAAUCUGUGUGUGCCUUGUUAAAAUCUUAAACUCCAUGUCAGUUUAUGCCCCCCAGACAGACUAUGAGGUCUCCUCUUUUCAACCCCAGUGUCUGCACCUGAUGGUGUCCAUCUCUGAAGCAUUUGUCCAUCUGCUGGUGAAGUGCUUCUCAUGUUCAGUUGCGUAUCUGCAGUGUUGGGAGAGGUCGAGCAGUUUACAUAUUUCUGUUUAUUCUUUCCUCUCAGGAAUCAUGAGCAUAGUCUGGAAGUCUAUCCUUUACCUAUUGCACAUGUUGGGAAUCAUCCCCAUCUGUUGAGUAAGACUUUCAAGUUUUGAUAAAGUGGAGUUUCAGUAUUCUUUUGCUUGUUUUAUAUGUUAAAACAACCUUUCCAUCCCAAGAUUUAAAAACAUAUAUUCUUUUAACAUUUAAAAAAUGCUUAACAUUUUCAGUUUAGUCUCCCUUCCCAGGGAUUUCUCACAAGAGGUAUCAGACACCACUCUUUUAUACCUGCCUACAACACCACAGUCCUACCAGUGCACUCUCUCCCCCUCUGGUUAGCACACUGAGAAUAUUCUUCAUGUCAGGAGUGCUAAAUUUCCCUUAUUAACCAACUACUUCUUUUCAGCAUAUCAUCUCUGUGUUUACAGAUGAGAAUACUGAAGCAAGAAGAGAUUCAGUCAUUUGCCCAAGGUCACACAGUAACUGGCAGAACAUACUACUUUUUCCCUUUUUUCCCCUCAGAUUCAAAAUGCCAUCUUUAUUAUAUAUGGCAUCGCUGCUUGUACUUGUACCUCUUUUCCAGGUUCUUUUUUCCAUUGAGUUAUUUGUCUACUCUUUGGCCCAUAUAGUUCAGUUAGUACAGAUUUCUAGUAUAUUUUGAUAGCUGGUAGGAAAAGUUCCCUCUUUCUUUUUCAGAAAUGCCUUGGAUAUUCUUGAGUUUUCUUUUUAGGAAUGAAUUUUAGAAUGGGAAAAUCUAAUGUCUCAUAAACUUUGAUUUCCUCAUUGGUAAAAACAGAGUUUAUUUUAGUAAAUACAAUAUAGUGCCUGACACAUAGUUUUUUAAAAGAGGUCUUUGGACUAUAAGAAAAGCUAAACUUCCUGUCGUUGCUGUUUGAUUUGGGCUUCAGGCGAUUUGCCUGUUGAACUUUGGUUUGAACGGUGCUGUCCUGAAAUUCCUUGUUGUCUUGCAGUGGAUCUCUCCCUCUUGGUCUGUUGUCAAAGCAGAGUUUCCGUUAUCCUGGUCUGUUACUUCUAUUUUUGUAGUUUGACCAGAGAAAUUUGUACUCACAAGGUGCAGGCUGCUUUCUCACCACUGUCAAGGAUGAUCGACAGUGACACUGAGGUUCCAAGUGACGUGCUCGUCAGUCACGCUGCAUAGUUUUCAUCCCCAGAUUGCGUCAAGGCUUCCUCCUCACUGGCUUCCAGAAUUCUGCUCUUUGGCAAGGCUUCUCAUGACCACGAGGAGUGGAGGCUAGCCCGAGUCGCGUGGCAGGAAGGCCUCUUCACCCAAACUCAAUUGUGCUCAGUCAGCAGAACACGUGAGUGGUCUUUGUGUGGCUGUCGCCCUGUCUCACAGCCAGCCCAACAGAGGUGUUAAAAUGAGCAGGCAGCAGCCUCUUCCUAUGGGUGCGUCUCUUGUCAGGUUCACAGUCUGUUGAUGAUGUGCUUUAUCAUCUUCAACAAGUUAAGAAUUUGGGUGCAUGGGAAUAUUGGAAAAAAUUUUACCGAAAAAUUUAGAACCUAAAGGUUCAGUGGUAACAGAAUUAUAAUAGAUUUUAUUUACCAUUUGCUGAGUGCAAAGAUAUCAGGCAAUACCUUUCAUUAAAAAUAUAUACAUCCAUGUUUGAAUUCACCUGUUUUCUUAGCUUAAGCCGUAGCCUGCAGCACACAUUCUUUCCCAUCCUGCUGUGAGCCUGAUGUGGCUGGCGUCCUGCCCUAGUGGGAGGUACCGAUACUCCACAGUUUUUCAGGGCUCUGUGCUUCUCCAUCAUGUGCACAUUCCCUAGUUUAUUCAGCCUGUUCUCUGUUGGCCACGUGGGUGUGUCCACCUUACAGUUGUUACAGAGGCGCAGUUACAGAUGAGUGGCUUUGUGCCUACAUCUCUUCACGUUUGCCAGGAGAGUUUUGGUGUAGAUGUCCUAGAAGCAGAUUGGCUGGAUCAAGGGGUAAAUGCAUACAUGACUUUCCUAGAGGUGACCCAUCCCCCUCACAGAGCUCGUGGUCUUCUGUAUCCUCGGGACCAGUGGAUCCAUUCCUCACAGCCAGUUCCCCUGAGUGGGUGUGGUUAGUCUUUGGAGUUUUGCCAUCCUUGAGGCUGACCCAUGCCUCAGGGUAGCUCUAGGUUGUACUUCCUUCUGACACACAGAGUGGAGGCUCUUUUCAGGUGGGUAAGAGCAGUGUGCAUUGUUUUCUAUAGCAUUCUUGUCUCUUUCCUUCCCUAUUUUUAGAAGCUCUUUUUAGGGCUACUAACCCUUUAAGGUAUUUAUUAACCUGGGAAAAUACUCACAAUUUGUUAAGUACAAAAAGCAGAAUCUUAAAUUGUAUAUUCAACAUGAGCCCAACGAAUGACAGACUGAAGUGUGUGUGUGUGUGUGUGUGUGUGUGUGUAUGUGUGCACGUGCAUGUGUGUGUGCAGGAAGAGUAGAUGUGCAAAACACAUGACUGGUGGUUGUCACUGGAUGGUGUAAUUGUAAGUGACCUUUGAAUUCUUUAUUCUUUUCUGCAUUUUCAAGAUUUCUUAUACUAGCAUAUUAUAAAUCAGGAAGAAAAAUUUAUAAGAAAUUAGCAAAAAGGUGAACACUGAGUGAUUAUCAGUAUAUUCCUAAACUUCAUAUUAAUUCAUGGUAUUCACUUACUCAAAAAAUAACAUAUCUGGUGUUUACUAUGCCAAGUCAUGUUGUGAGUCCUGGAGAUCCAGCAGAGAACAAGACAGGUGUGCUCCCUGCUCUCAGUGAGCUUCUAGUCUCAUCAAGGAGAAGAGACAUAACAGAGGAUGAUUUUAAAACAUUCUUCUGUAUCCUGUUUAUUACCUGGGCUGACUUGUGGAUGAAAUUCUCUUCGUAGUGAGACACA